CGUUGCAGACAUCAGUUCAGCUAACGAUUUCGUGCUCUUAACGGUCCUCAGUCACUCGAGAUCUCCUCACAGCCUCCUCCACAGGAAUCAGCGUCCAGUCGUCCUUCGUCCUUUUAGCUACGUGUUCGCGUCGUGUGUCCGUUUGCCGUUCGUGCUCGAUUAACAAAAUGAAGUACUUUGUUGCCAUCGCUCUGCUGUUCGCCGCCGCUCAGGCCGUUCCCAUCGAGCUGGGCCACUACGCCCCGGCGCUGGUGCACCACGCGCCCGUCCUGUCGCACGCCGUCCACGCCGUCCAUGCCGUCCACGCCGAGCCGGUGGCCUAUCCCAAGUACUCCUUCAACUACGGCAUCAAGGAUCCCCACACCGGCGACAUCAAAUCGCAGGCCGAGGAGCGCGACGGUGAUGUGGUGAAGGGCCAGUACUCCCUGGUGGAGCCCGAUGGUUCGGUGCGCACCGUUGACUACACCGCCGACGAUCACAAUGGAUUCAAUGCCGUGGUCCACAAGACCGCCCCCACCAAGAUCAUCGCCCAUGCGCCCGUACUGCAUGCCGCCCCCGUGCUGGCCCACGCCCCCCUGCUGCACCACUACUAAACGGCGGGAGCCUGACUUAGUCACCAAGGUGCUCUCCCUGUCGCUCUCAUCCAUCCACAACCACAACAGAAACAUCAUAGGAACAACAAACAGAAAAACGAACAAAAAACAACAAAAAAAAAUCAAACAACAAACAAACAAACAACGAAAAUGAAAAUUCUUUUGUAAGUAAGCGUAGCUAAGAGUUUAGUAGACACGGGACCGACUUAGGGGGCGUGUCCCGGCACCCGGCUGAUCCUGGCAUGGCAUAAGGACGAAGGAAAAACGAACAGAAAACAAAAUAAACCAGAAAUUCUCAUAACGACUUGGCACUCGGAAUGACUUGAUCGCGGAUGAUAAAGCCCAUAAAGGAUAACAAUCGGAAUUAGAGUGACAAGUUUUUCCACAUGAUAUAUGUUAUAAUCGUUUGUAUAUAUGUAUGUACGACUAACCGAAACCGAUUUUCCUGGCAAACUUUUAGCAAGCAUUGCUCCGAGAAAUUCAUUUCAUGGAUGGCACAAAGGCUUCUCCCAAGACUUUUCCUCACUCUGUACAUGGAACUUUAUUUAUAUGCCUAGUGCUUUUACCUUUCCAAUCUAUACUUUUGUAAUAUAUUUAUGACUGUCUCUGCUCUGAGCUAUUUUUUCCCAUUCUAUGACCUACAUUCUUAAGAAGCCUUUGUAGUGACUGUCAAACUGUGGCCAGCAUCCUUAAACUGCCACGCCCCAUUGAGAGCAGCGGUGGGCGUGCUAACUUGUGUGCCAUUGCGGGACUUGCUAACAGUUUGGCAGGCUCAAUAAAAAAAAAUGUCCUUGGAGCGCAGAAGAUAGCCCGUGAUGGCCGGUCAUUGUGCAUUAGUAGCUAGUACUCUAGAAUUUCCACGCUGUUAUCCUCGUGACCUCAUUCCGCCUCUUUCUUCCACUCUCACCCGUCUCACUCACUCACCGACUCACUAUCUCUCACUCUCUCUCUCUUUUAAUGUCUCUCACUCACUCACUCUCAGUCUGACACCUUGUAUCUAGUUUCAUUUUUUUGCAUUUAGUAUUUUUCACAUUUAUUGUGUAUUUAUAAACAAUUAUGCAGCUUAAUUAUAAACAAACAAAACUAAGAAAAAACAAACGAAAAAAUACAACAAAAAAAUAAACAUUGUACUCAAUUAGGAGGAUAAACGAAGGAAAACAAACUCUCACAUGUCUCUCACGUCUCAAAAGUUCAUUUGAGUCUUACACUUAUGUACUAUAUAUUCCCCAUAAACAAUUGUAUGCAAAAACAACAACAAAAGCAGCAGCAAACAGCAAACGAAAUGCGAAAAC
This is a messenger RNA of Drosophila gunungcola (fruit fly), 1885 nucleotides long. Its product is annotated as cuticle protein 8. The coding region runs from base 168 to 593 and encodes 141 amino acids. The record is from RefSeq and is a predicted model, not a curated record. Gene Ontology annotation, cellular component: extracellular matrix. Lineage: Eukaryota; Metazoa; Arthropoda; Insecta; Diptera; Drosophilidae. The transcript has 3 exons.